This is a messenger RNA of Solanum stenotomum, 396 nucleotides long. Its product is annotated as protein PXR1-like. The transcript has 3 exons. The coding region runs from base 1 to 396 and encodes 131 amino acids. The record is from RefSeq and is a predicted model, not a curated record. Lineage: Eukaryota; Viridiplantae; Streptophyta; Magnoliopsida; Solanales; Solanaceae.
AUGAGCAGGAGCAGAAGAGCAGGAGCAGGAGUAGGAACAGAAGCAGGAGCAGCAGGAGAAGCAGAAGCAGCAGUAGGAGGAGGAGUAGCAGGAGCAGGAGCAGAAGCAAAAGCAGAAGAAGAAGCAGAAAGAGAAGGAGAAGGAAGAAGAGCAGAAGCAGGAGAAGGAGGAGGAGCAGUAGUAGGAGCAGGAGGAGCAGCAGCAGUAGAAGAAGCAGGAGCAGCAGAAGAAACAGAAGAAGAGCAGAAGAAGCAGAAGCAGAAAAAGAAGAAGAAUAAGAAAAAGAAGAACAAGACGAAGAAGCAGAAGGAGAAGCAGAAGCAGAAGCAAAAAGAGGAGGAGGAGGAGGAGAAGAAGAAGGAGAAAGAGGAGGAGGAGCAGCAGAAGCAGAAGUAG